Penicillium griseofulvum is the source of this 2256-nucleotide messenger RNA. RefSeq names its product anoctamin family protein. Gene Ontology annotation, biological process: chloride transmembrane transport. The transcript has 4 exons. Gene Ontology annotation, molecular function: chloride channel activity. NCBI's taxonomy places the organism in Eukaryota, Fungi, Ascomycota, Eurotiomycetes, Eurotiales, Aspergillaceae. Gene Ontology annotation, cellular component: cortical endoplasmic reticulum. The coding region runs from base 1 to 2256 and encodes 751 amino acids. The record is from RefSeq and is a predicted model, not a curated record.
AUGUCUUGGCUCGCGGGGUAUGGGGAUACUGAUGAAGAUGAUAACGACAACCUGGGCGUGGACUGGGUACUACAAUAUGACUUUGGAGACAUUGAUCAAGCUCAAGUUAUUACAGAGUUUCGAACGCUUAUUGACGACCUGACUGAGGCUGGUCUUCGGGUUCAGGUUCGUCACGGCCACGGUCAAGCGCUAUUAGUUUGCAUUCGGGUUCCCCGGGAUCAUCUAGGGAAUUUAGUACACCAGUCAAGAAUCAAAGAUUGGUUGUUUGGGAUUACCCAUACCUUACCGGAUGGCGACGAAACAGCCAUCGCCGACGCUGAUACACCAUCCGAAGAGAUCCGCUCGGUAUACCACGCCGUCACCUGGGCAAAGGAAAUAGGAGGUGCAGGCAUCACACCAGGUGUUGGAAAAUGGGAGAACGUUACUGCCUCGUUUCCGUUACAUGACCAGGACGCCUGUGCGGAAAUGCUACGCCAAUGGAAUCGGAAAACCGUGUUGACGACUAGCGAUUUAGAUGCAAUUCGAGCCUUAUUUGGCGAAAAGGUCGCUUUCUACUACGCUUUUAUUCAUUGCUAUUCGCUAUUCCUUGUGGUGCCUGCAGCAUUGGGAAUUCUCGGAUGGCUAUAUCUUGGCCCAUAUUCCAUUGUAUAUGGAACCAUGCUUUGCGCCUGGUGCAUUGUGUUUGUCGAGUACUGGAAGAUUCGAGAGGCCGAUUUAAGUCAGAGAUGGGAUGUCAAAGGCGUGGGACGACUCAAGGUGAAUCGCAAACAGUAUGUUUGGGAGAAAGAGGUCAAGGACCCAAUCAGUGGACAGGUGAAACAGGUCUUCCCAGGUUGGAAGCAGUUUACACGCCAGCUGCUUCUGGUUCCUUUUGCUUCUGUUGCAAGCGUGGCCCUCGGAGCUUUGAUUAUUGCGUCGUUCGCAUCAGAGGUAUUCAUAUCCGAGGUGUAUGACGGUCCAUUCAAGGGGUAUCUUGAAUUCGUACCGACUGUCCUGUUUUCGCUAUCCUUGCCUGCCAUAACCUCGUUUCUCACGAACAUCGCAACCCGCUUGACUGAGUACGAGAACUACCGAACGCAAGAUCAGUACGAUCUCGCUCAGACUCAAAAGAGUUUUGUCAUGAAUUUCAUCACCUCUUUCCUCCCCACGAUCUUGACUGCCUAUGUCUAUGUUCCCUUCGGCAAAGAAAUCGUUCCCAAACUCGACGUUCUCCGAAGAACGGGGUUCAGGGCCGACUUGGUCACCCGACAGAAGGAAUUCGAGGUCGAUACAAGCCGAUUCCAGCAGGAGGUGAUAUAUCUCUCCAUGACAGCUCAGGUCUUUAGCUUCUGUGAGGAGGUUGUCCUACCAUAUGUGAAGCAUGUCUUGAGACAGAAAUGGCAAAACUAUCGGGAUCGCAAGGCGAAAGACAGUCACAAGCGGAAGUAUUCCACAGCGACUGACCUGUUCUUAAUUGACCCGCCAGACGAAGCUGCAUUUAUGACAAGACUGCGUAGCGAGGCCGGCGCAGAGGAAUACCACGUGGAGGAGGAUAUUAUGGAGAUGUGUGUACAAUUUGGCUAUCUUGCACUAUUCGGAGUUGCCUGGCCACUGGUGCCGCUUGGGUUCCUGCUAAAUAAUUGGCUGGAACUGCGAGGGGACUUCUUCAAGCUCACGCUGGAGUGUCAACGACCACCACCAAUCCGGUCGGACUCGAUCGGCCCAUGUCUACUGGGGCUGGAUUUGUUGGCUUGGAUGGGAACUCUAUCCACAGCAGCCAUUGUGCAUAUCUACCAGGGUCCUAUUUCUGAGGUACAACUCUCCUCGCUUCUGUUAACGUUGUUCGUUGCCGAGCAGGUCUACCUGGGGAUGCGAUUCACUGCCUCUACAGCCCUCGAGAAGAUCUUUUCGGGUACGACCCGAAGGGAAGAAGCUAGUCGCUAUGCAGUACGCAAGAAUUAUCUUGCCGCCAGUCUGGCGAGAAACUCAUCCCCCAGUUCCGGUUCCCAGGGCUCGCCGAACGGUCGGACCCGUCACCGGGUGCGUUUCAACGAGCGAGUUAAUGUGUAUAGCUCGAAUGAAAAGGACCCGUCGAACAACGAUACUCCAUCUGUGUCCAAAGAGGAACCGGGGAAUGAUAUGCUUCGUGGGUCUGACCGUGAAGCCCAGUUUUGGAGCGUGCAUUCGGGGGACAUGGCAGAUAUAGGCGUGAAGCUAAUUCUUGCAUUAAGCACAUCCACAGCAGGGAAUGAGACCAAGGUUUCAAAAGAGGCCUGA